Molecule: messenger RNA, 3582 nt
Organism: Pectinophora gossypiella (pink bollworm)
Lineage: Eukaryota; Metazoa; Arthropoda; Insecta; Lepidoptera; Gelechiidae
Gene: Etf-QO
Product: electron transfer flavoprotein-ubiquinone oxidoreductase, mitochondrial
Exons: 15
Coding region: 39-1859 (606 amino acids)
Biological process (GO): electron transport chain
Cellular component (GO): mitochondrial inner membrane
Molecular function (GO): electron-transferring-flavoprotein dehydrogenase activity; iron-sulfur cluster binding
Source: RefSeq, a predicted model, not a curated record
AAAAGAUGCAAAGUGAAACGGAACGCAGUCGUUAAAAAAUGGCGGUGGCACUUGUUAGUUCGGCUCGUCAGGUAGGGAGGCUAACAAAUGCUGCCAGAAGGUUGUAUUCCGACGUGUACCCGAAGAUAACCACUCAUUAUACCAUACAUCCAAGAGAUAAGGACCCAAGAUGGAAAGACAUCAGCAUGGAAAGGAUAGCGGAGGAGACAGAUAUCCUCAUCAUCGGAGGAGGUCCAGCUGGUAUGGCUGCAGCCAUCAGGGCUCGUCAGAUUGCAGAGGAGAAGGGGGCUGAAGUAAGAGUGACUCUCUUAGAGAAGGCAGCAGAGGCAGGUGGCCAUAUCCUAUCGGGAGCCUGCGUGGACCCCAUAGCUCUCAAUGAGCUGAUCCCUGAUUGGAAGGAGAAGGGGGCUCCCAUGAAUACCCCCGUUACGUCCGACAAGUUUGGUCUCCUGACUAAGACUGGGAGGAUUCCUCUUCCUGUAUUUAAAGGUCUUCCUAAUUACAAUCAUGGUAACUACGUGGUGCGUCUGGGUCACCUGGUAAAGUGGCUGGCGGAGCAGGCUGAGGCAGCUGGAGCUGAGGUAUGGCCAGGUUGCGCGGGCGCAGAUCUGAUAUACCGCGACGAUGGGUCGUUGAAGGGUGUGGCCACUGGAGAUGUCGGCAUCGCUAAGGACGGGAGCCCUAAGGACAUGUUUGAACGAGGCAUGGAGUUCCAUUCCAAAAUCACUUUAUUUGCUGAAGGUUGUCACGGUCAUUUAACAAAGAUGGUGUCAAGCAAGUACAAUUUGCGCGAGAAAAGCGAACCUCAAUCGUAUGGUAUUGGCCUGAAGGAGCUCUGGGAAGUUAAACCUGAGAACCACAAGCCCGGCCUAGUGGAACACACGAUAGGCUGGCCUCUAGACAAGAACACGUAUGGAGGCUCGUUCAUAUACCACCUGGCAGUACCGGAGGGGGAGCCUCCACUAGUGGCUGUGGGGUUCGUGGUCGGCCUCGACUACUCCAACCCUUACAUCAGCCCCUUCCGGGAGCUGCAGAGGUUCAAGCUGCAUCCAUACGUCAAGCCCAUGUUUGAAGGCGGCACGCGCGUGGCGUACGGCGCCCGUGCCCUGGUGGAGGGCGGCUGGCAGUGUCUCCCCACGCCCGUGUUCCCGGGCGGCUGCCUCAUCGGAGACACCGCCGGGUACCUCAACGUGCCCCGGAUCAAGGGCACACACAACGCUAUGAAGAGCGGUAUGCUAGCGGCGGAAGCGGCGAUGGAUCUGAUCCUGUCUGGCGAGGCAACCCACGAUAAGGGGGUCGUGCCCUCGCAGUACGAGGACAAACUACGGGAGUCCUACGUUUAUAAGGAGUUGAAGCAAGUCCGCAACUGUCGGCCGUCGUUCCACACUGGGUUGGGUCUGUACGGAGGUUUAGCAUACUCUGCAUUCUCCACCUUCAUGCGCGGGAUGGAACCCUGGACGCUCAGCCAUGGAGGCGCGGACCACGCGAGGCUCAAGCCCGCGAAGGAGUGUCAGCCGAUCGAGUAUCCGAAGCCGGACGGAGUCAUCACCUUCGACUUGCUGUCUUCAGUUGCAUUGACUGGCACGAACCACGAAGCGGACCAGCCAGCGCACUUGACACUGAAAGACGACACGGUGCCCGUUAAGAAUAACCUGGCCGUCUACGACGGACCUGAGGCCAGGUUCUGUCCUGCAGGUGUAUACGAAUUCGUGCCUCUAGAGACGGGUGAUGGGCAGCGGUUACAGAUCAACGCACAGAAUUGUAUUCAUUGCAAGACGUGCGACAUCAAGGACCCGUCACAGAACAUCAACUGGGUGGUUCCCGAGGGCGGUGGCGGGCCCGCGUACAACGGAAUGUAGAUACACCUUAUACCACAUAGUCUUAUCCCUAGAAUUCUAACCUAAUUAGCAUUAACAUAACAAAGCAUAACGCCUGUAUCCUCUAAGGGGUAGGCAGAGGUGUAUAGUAUAUACCCCCACUCCUCGCCAGCUAUGUUUAAGUCUCAUACAAUACAAUACAAAUACACUUUGUUGCAUCAAAAUAAAAAGAAAUAAUUACAAAAAGACUCUUAACUAAGUACAUGGAAAAUGGCGGCCUUAUCGCUUAAAGCGAUUCUCAUGUAAUAGGGGGCGAGCCUAUUGCCAUUAACUUAUUACCAUUGGAGGUCGAGCCAGGAAUUGAACCCGUGACUCUACGAUGAAAUCACGCGUUCUCCGACCAGGACUGUCACGUUUCCAGCAUUAACAUCCUUAUAAUAAGUCCCAAAAAGUUACUGGACGGUUGGUUCGUCCCAUCAACCGGAAUGGCUCUGGUGCAUACUCCACCGCCAUACUCCAUAGCGGGUUUAAGCAGCUGCAUGGAGUAGUCAAAGCUGGGGGUCUAAAAAGGCCAAAAAGCAAUACGUCUUAAAAAGCAAUGUUGCUAUUUAACAUUGAUGAGAUAAAAACUGCCUAUUUCUCCCAUUAGGUAUCGCUACUGUUGAGUGUUCUUAAAUUUAGACAGUACCCCGUACUAUUUGAGUGAACAAACAUAUUUGUUCGGUUAUAUUUUUACACUAUAACCCUCUGUGCAGCGUUUAACUGCAAAAUCAUACCGUUAUAUUUAUUCCCUAAAGAUCGGAAAGAAGAAAAUGUAGAAAAAAAAAUCAAUCAAAACUGUUUUUUUUCGAAUGAUGGCAGCUUUUCGUUUUCGUAACUCAUCCUUCAGACGGGAUGCACUCCACGUUGUUUCACUUUAUAGCAAUUUGUCGCGCGAAUUUUGUUAUUUUCAUAUUGUUAUUUAUGUUUCACUUUUCGGCCAAUGGUCUUGUAACCAAAGCCGCAAUAAAUUAAAAAAAAAAAUAAUUUUAGCUGGUCAGUAUGGAGAUCAAAAUUUAGAAACUUUCAACAGUGCUGCCACCUACAUUUGAGCUUCUAGUUUAUCCUCAUUACUUUUAUAUGUGCAACUGUCAUCACCAUCAUCAAUUUAAGAGCCACGCUAUUUUCAGUGCAGCAUUUUCCAUAUUACUUUUUUUAGGGAAAAAUAGGGCAGUGGUUUCUCUCUUGUCUUCCGUCCCGCAGUACUCUGUCUGACGCAAGUGGGUUGGCGCCCAGAGUAGUCUAUUACAAAGCCAUACUAGGACUCCUGUCCUCCGCCUCUGAAUAGUACUGAUAGUUACUGCUGCCCUCUGUCAGGUUCCAGGCAUUGCAAUAUAGCUUUUUUAAAUUAGUUGCUUUAAUGAGGCCUUUUUGUGUCUACCUCUGGUUGCUAGAGUUUACCAGCCGCUUGAAGGCUACCGCACUAAAUUUUGCACCUUGUUUGUACCAUAACAGUGCCCUUUCUCCCUUGAAAGGGUUGAACGUGAUUAUGUAUGUCCUUUAGGCCUUUAGAAUACUGAGCACAGUGACCAUAUUGGUCAUGCAAGGUAAAAUUUUAAAUCUUUCGAUAGUGCUUCUAACUAAAGUACAGUUGCCGAACUAUCCAUAGUUCAGAGUAUCCAUUGUUGAACUUGAAAAUCAUCUAUACUACCGUUAGUAUCGACACUAUCUUGACUGUUCUUUCAAUAGUCCGAAACAAUACUAUAGAUUGCAUCGAUAGUUUGUU